AUGUUGUCGUCUCCACCAUCCACCUCUCUCCCCUCCUCCUCCUCCCCCCCUCCACCCCCCAACACAGUGACCUCUGCCUCCCGCCGAGUUGCCUUGGAAACGUACUGGAGGGAGGUGCAGAGCAUUGAGGAGGAGAAGGAGGGCGAGGAUGAAGAUGAGGAGGAUGAGAGGAAGAGUAUGGACGAGGCAGAGCUGGACGAGACCUGGCUGACGGAGGCGGGGUUAUCCUCCCUGGUCACGGCCUCGACCGAGGAGAAGAUGGCGCCACCAGCUGAGGCCCUUCUGUCUACGUUGACACGCCAACAAGCCGCAACGGUGAGGAGGAGGCUGGACAACUACAACGAGACGCUGAGGAAGAGAAACAAAGAGCCAACCAGAGACGUUCGAGACGUGUUCACUCAGGCUGACAAUGAUUUAGCAGACAGAAGCCCCUCCCCUUCCUCCAACCACUCUGAGUCAUCCCCGAGUCGAUAUCACAUGACCACGAAAACCAUCCGCCGCCACACCCACAGAG
This is a messenger RNA of Paralichthys olivaceus (Japanese flounder), 514 nucleotides long. Lineage: Eukaryota; Metazoa; Chordata; Actinopteri; Pleuronectiformes; Paralichthyidae. The record is from RefSeq and is a predicted model, not a curated record.